CUCUCACUGUGUCCCUUCCCCUUGUGGGUCUCGGUUUCCUCCUGUGGGCGGCCAGCCCUCCCUCUCGCCUGGCAGUGAGCGUGCCCCGCAUACUGGUCACAGUGUGUGCUGGGCUCGAGGAGUUACCACUUGCUGCCAUUGCCAUAGCUUGGGUGGGGGAAUGGGCUCAGCUGGUUCCAUGGAGCCCCUGGGCGUGACCCAGCUGUGUGCGUAGGCUUGGCAUGCAACCACGGGGCUGAAAGCGGGGGCCUGAGCUCUGUGUGGGCCCAGCUCCCUGCGGGACAGCGCUGCCUGCCGCCCCCCACCCUGUUCCUUGUAGAGCCCCCACCCGGCAGACCCCACCCUGCUCCCUGCAGGACCCCCCCCAUGGGAUAGUGCCCUCUGUGGGCCCCCAUCCUGCUCCCUAUGGGACAGUCUCUCUUGCGGGGCCCCCACCCGCUCCAUGCAGACUCCCCACCCUGCCCCCUGCAGGACAGUGCCCCCUGCGGGGCCCCCCAUCCUGCUCCCUGUAGGGCUCCCACUCUGCAGCACUGCACCCCCUGCAGACCUCCAUCCUGCUCCCUGCGGGGCCUGAGCCUACUCCCUACGGGACAGCCUCCCCUGAAGACCCCCUCCCCCCUCUUUUUUUUUGCGUGCCGGGCGCUGGGCCCCCGAGGACAGCCUGUUGGAUCCAGCACCUGUUCCUGCUCCUUGUGGGACAGCCUCCCCUGCGGGCCCCCCACCCUGUUCCCUGCAGGGUCCCAAACCUGCUCCCUGCACGACUGCGCCCCCUGCAGGCACCCACCCUGCUCCCUGCACGACUGCGCCCCCUGUGGGCCCCCCAUCCUGCUCCCUAGGGGGCUCCCAAACUGCAGCACUGCACCCUCUGCAGACCUCCACCCUGCUCCCUGUGGGACAGCCUCCCCUGCGGAGUCCCCACCCUGCUCCCUGCAGCCCAGCGCCCCCUAGCACCAUACUGGGGCUGUGAUGCCAGCACUGCCUGCUAGGGGAGAGCAUCCCCUACUGAGUCCCCACCCCAGUCCUUGCACCUCAGUGCCCCCUAUCUAGUGCCAUACUGGGAGUGUGGGACCAGCGCUGGCUGCCAGGGGACACUGACGGUUACGCUGCAUCAGGGCUGUGGCCCAUGGGCUGCUGCUGGUGGUGUUGGGAAAUGCUCCGUUUAGAGUAAAUAGCGGGUGAAGGGCCAGGGUGUGUUUCAGGAGCCAAGCUGCAGCCAGGCGCUGACACCAUCACAGGAGCUCAGGAAGUGCUGUCUGGGACCCAGGUGCAGGGCGUGGGGACCAGCUGGCUUAGUGGGGUGGGGAAUGGAAGAUGGGGCUGGGACACCGUCUGGUGUCUGUCCCCAGUGCGGGGGUCAGGGGCUGGGAACAGGGCAUGGGGCCUCUUCCUUCUAGGAGAUUGUUAUCUGGCCCAGUUUGUGACCAAACUUCCCAGCAUUGCCUGGCCAGUAACGAAGCUCGAGGUGUCCUGCGGCAGUGGGGGCAGCAUGGUGAUAUUAGUCUGGGAUGUGUGUGACUCGGUUUCCCCACUCACUGUGCAGGCUGCGUGUGAAGGGCUGAAUUUCUCCUGGAGGGAGCGGGGAAAGAAGGGUCACACAGGCAGCAAUGUACUAUCUAGAACUGUCCCCAUGUCACUGGAGGACAAAGGACCGGCCGGUAACUCAGCAACGGAGACCCCAUGGAGCCCGCUGGGUAGCUACCAGGCACAGGGCCAGGAGGUGGGAGCCAGCUGGGAUCCGAGGCUCUGGCUGCUCAGGGCCGGGGCAGCGAGGGGGAGGCUGGGUUUGGGAGCGGCAGGGCAGCCAGUGCCCCUCCCAGUUAACACUGACUUUAGGCCCCUUCAGCCCAGGUUGCGGGUGAGUAAAGGCGGUGGCUUGGUUUGCCAGGCUGGCCUUUGCCAUUGCAGAUACCUGCUGGUGGCAUCUCUCCCGAGGGCCUGCUGGGCAGCCAGGGGGAGAAAUGGGUGCUGUAUCCGGCGGGCUGUCCUCGGGGGCCCAGCGCUCGGCACACGAGAAGAGGGCACUGCUGCAGAGACGGCUGGCCACCCCUGUGAAUCCAGGCCGGGCAGCUGGUAGAGGUGGAGGGCUGACCAGGCCCUGGGAGGCUGUAUGUUUGAGGUCUCUCCAUCCUCACCCCGCUUGGGGCCCGGGAGAUGCUGAUCCACCACCGUCCAGCUUGGCACCAAACCCCUCAACAGUUGGAAAAUCCCCCCGGGCCAGGGCCUACUGGGUAUUAGAGAAGGAUAGGUGUGCAAUACAAGCAUAUCUAAGCUGCUAGGAAUGCAGCCGGUGACCGGGGAAGUGGUGGGGAAAAGUGCUCUUGGGAAAUGUUUACCCAAUAAAUUAUUUAAUGAUGGUGUAAUUAAGAUUGAAGGACGUGCGGGGGUGGGGGGGUGGCUCCCUGCUCCCGGGAGGUUAUUAUUCACUGCGGGGCUGGGAGGCGCUGGGGAAGGUGGCAGGAGCUGAGCAGGAGAGGGAGCGAGGAGCAGCAGAGAUACAGUGAAAGGAAGGGGGACGGGGGAAGGCAGAGGGGCAGGUGGAGUGAGGUAGACGGGAGGGGAGGAGGAUGCCCAGGGAACUGGGGACGGCCUGACCCAUCCCCGUGCAGCAGAGCAUCUCCCACUGAUUCCUGGGACUUGGAAGGGUCCCCGGCCAGGCCUGGGUUCGGCUGAGGGCCUGGCUUUGGCUGUGGCUGCCUAGGAUUAGGGUUAGGGUCAUCUGUGGUGGGGCUCUCCCUACCUUGGGACCGGUUAGGCGAGGGAGGACAGGAGAGUGCUGGGGCUAGCAGGGCAUUGUGGAGGAGGGUCUGUAGGGUGUGAGCCCAGAGUAACGCCCAGCUGUAUUGCACGACCCGGCCUUCCUGGCGCCUGAGCAGAUGGAGCCACUCCUGGUGGUGAAGAUCGGCUGCCUGGUGGCUCUGCUGUUCAUCACCCUCGUCUGUGGCCUCAUCCCGGCCCAGGUCAAGUGGUUCCAGAUCAAAGCGGCCAAAGGGUGGCACCGGCGCAUCCUGAGCUACAUUGGCUGCUUCGCAGCAGGGGUCUUCCUGGGGGCCUGCCUCAUGCACACAGCAGCCGACGCGCUGACAGACAUCCAGGGGGAGCUGGGCAAGCGGUUGCGGCAGGCUGUUGCUGGGCAGAACUUGACGGGGACACAGAACAACUCAUCUAGGGCCAGUGCCUGUGGGGCUGAGCUGGAUUACCCCUUCGCGGAGCUCGUCAUCUCCCUUGGCUUCUUCCUCGUCUUCCUCACCGAGAGCCUGGUGCUGCACUGCUGCCACUCGGCUCCACCGUCCCAUGGGGCCCCGGGCAAGGACCCUGCCUGCUCAGCCCCCAGUGUCCCCUCCGUCCCGCACUCCCAUGGGGUCCCGGUGCCUGGUGGCCCCUCACCUGGCUCCUUCCGGGCCCUGGUGCUCUUCAUCACUCUGUCGCUGCACUCACUCUUCGAGGGGCUGGCGGUGGGGGUGCAGCAGGGCGAGGCGGGGGCCCUCCAGCUCUGCCUGGCCGUGCUGGCCCACAAGGGCGUGAUCGCCUUCAGCCUGGGGCUGCAGCUGGUGCAAAGUGGCACCCGGCCCCGCUGGAGGCUGCUCUACCUGGGCAUCUUUGCCCUCAUGUCCCCCUCCGGCAUGGCCGUGGGCAUCGGGCUCUCGCUCUCGGGCGGAGCAGCCAGUGGGCUGGCCAUGGCCCUGCUGGAGGGGGAGAACAACACCUCAGUGACCGAAUUCAUCUUCCUCGGUCUCUCCAGCAACCCAGCAGAGCAACUCAUCCUCUUUGGGGUCUUCACAGCCAUCUACCUGGUGGCCCUGAUGGGCAACAUGCUCAUCUUACUGCUGGUCAGGCUGGACUCCCGGCUCCACACACCCAUGUACUUCUUUCUGGUCAACCUCUCGAUGGUGGACAUCGGCUACACCAGCUCCACCAUGCCCAAGAUGCUGGCCAAUUACCUGUCGCAGGACAAGUCCAUCUCAUGGGCCGGUGGCCUCUCCCAGAUGUUCUUCUUCAUCUCCUUUGGGGGGAUCGAGUGCCUGCUACUGGGGGUCAUGGCCUACGACUGCUACGUGGCCAUCUGUCACCCGCUACAAUACGGUGCGUUCAUGAGCUGGCUGGUGUGCGCCCUGCUGGCUGCAGCCGCCUGGGCCAUGGGCUUGACCAAUUCGGCCGUGCACUCAUCCCUGAAGUCCAUCCUGUCCUUCUGCCGGGGCAACAUCCUCCACCACUUCUUCUGCGACAUCCCCCCACUCUUCCAGCUCUCCUGCUCUGACACCCAGGCCAACCAGGCUGUCACCAUUGCUGUAGACGGUGCUAUCAUCUUCAGCUCCUUGCUGGGGACCCUGGCAUCCUAUGUGUACAUCACGCUGGCCAUCCUUAGGAUCUGCAUGAGGGAAGGGCGCCUCAAGGCCUUCUCCACCUGCCCCUCCCACCUGACCGUGGUCAGCCUCUACUUUGGCACAAUCCUCUUCACCUACCUCCGCCCCAACUCCACCUACUUGCAGGAGCAGGACCGGUCACUGCCCGUGCUCUAUGGCAUUGUCAUCCCCAUGCUCAACCCCAUCAUCUACAGCCUGAGGAACAAGGAUGUGAAAAGGGCGCUCCGAAAAGCCCUGGCUAGGAGCUAGGUAGGUGUUGUCUUC
Chelonia mydas (Green sea turtle) is the source of this 4625-nucleotide messenger RNA. Its product is annotated as olfactory receptor 1019. Gene Ontology annotation, molecular function: olfactory receptor activity; G protein-coupled receptor activity; metal ion transmembrane transporter activity. Gene Ontology annotation, biological process: metal ion transport; G protein-coupled receptor signaling pathway; transmembrane transport. The record is from RefSeq and is a predicted model, not a curated record. Gene Ontology annotation, cellular component: membrane. Lineage: Eukaryota; Metazoa; Chordata; Testudines; Cheloniidae.